UUUUCUGAUCAGAAAGACGCAUCGACUAGCCGUGUGAACCACUCGUCCAGAUGAAGUACCUCAGAGCUGCUUCAAUCACUCUCUUGAUUGCUUUUUCUUCGGCGUUUUCUGGUGAUCACCAGAUCACUCACGCCAGAAGUAAACGGCAGCAGUUCUCACUGGGAAGCAUCCCAACUGUUUUGACAAAUAACGGUCUAACAUCAUUAGUGGAUUCGCUAGUUAAAGCUGGUUUAGCAGAGGCUCUCUCUGGACCGGGACCAUUCACAAUCUUUGCUCCGACUAAUAACGCCUUUAACGGUGUGGACCCGACGACUCUCAAUUCAAUUUUGAAAGAUGUUAAUCUCCACCAAAAAGUUCUCGCAUAUCACAUUGUGGCUUCGUUCAUACCGUCUUCAGCCUUUAAUAAUGAGGUGAUUGUUCAUUCCGCUUCGGGUGAAAAUCUUCGCAUCAACGUUUACAAAUCCGUCCAACCAGAGACGGUGACAGUUAAUGGAGCGCUAAAGAUAAAAACUUUGGAAGCGGGCAAUGGGAUUAUCCAUGUCAUCAAUAAAGUUCUAAUACCAGAACCGGAAAGUAACAUCAUGCAGGUUUUAGAAAGGAAAGGGAAUUUCUCGACACUUCUAACUGCUUUGGCAAUUACUGGAUUAACUCCGACAAUCCAAAACGCCGGCCCGUUCACACUAUUCGCUCCAACUGACGCCGCUUUCAGAUCCCUCCCAGCUGGAGCUCUUGAUUCUCUGAUCAAAAACCCAGAAGAAUUAAAGAAAGUGUUACUAACUCACCUUGUCGCCGGAACGGUCUUCAGUCGGGGACUUCCUUCUGGUGCCAUCACUGUCGUUUCUGGUGCUAAUGUUAAAGCUGUCGUGGGUUUCAAUCGGGUGACCAUUGAUAACGCUCAAGUCAUUGAACCCGACCUUUUCGCUUCCAAUGGAGUCAUUCACGUAAUCGACUCCGUGAUCCUUCGUCCAUUUGAUCAACCAGUAAAAGCCGUUUCCAAUGAAUUAGUAAAAGCGGUAACCAAUCAACCAAAUAAAGUGGUUGCCAAUCAACCAAACAAAGCUGUUGCUAAUAAACCAACAGAAAAAAUAGUUGUCAGUAAUCCAACAGAAAAAACUAUUGCCAAUAAACCGACAGAAAAGACGAUUGCCAUUGCCAAUCAACAGCCAACGCCGACAGUCCGUGACAUUCCCAUAAUACUGAAAGAGAACGGUUUGACCACCUUGGCCAGUUUAGUUGCGAAAGCUGGCCUAGCCAGUGCACUUUCCGGACCAGGACCAUUCACUCUCUUCGCUCCAACAAAUGACGCUUUCGGUGCUAUCGAUUUAUCCACUCUAAACACCCUGUUGCAAGACGUCAACCUUUUGAGAAGCGUUUUGACUUAUCACGUCGUGACGUCCGCUUUAGCACCCGCUUCCAUAGAAAACGAACUUGUCAUCAAAUCAUUGGCCGGUGAAAGUCUUCGCUUCAACGUGUACAAAAAAGGAAAGGUGGUAACUAUCAACGGAGCGCUAGGUUUGAAAGUUUUGGAAGCUUCAAAUGGCAUCAUUUACGUAAUCGACAAGGUCCUCGUGCCAGACAAUGAUAAAAGUAUCGUCAAAGUGCUGGAAAGCAAAGGGAAAUUCACGACAUUGAUUUCUGCGCUCGUCGUUGCUGGAUUGAAAAAUCAUCUCGACACUGCUGGCCCUUUCACGUUAUUCGCACCAACCGAUGAUGCUUUCAAAGCCCUUCCCGCUGGUGUGUUGGACUCAUUACUUAAUAAGCCGAAAGAAUUGCAGAAGGUUCUGCUUAGUCACGUCGUUCCUGCCACGCUAUAUGGCCGAGGACUUUCGAGCGGCCAGCUCCAUCUUGCACGCGGUGGAGAUGUUGCGGUAACUGUGAAAGAAACUGGAGUCAAAAUUUCAAACGCCGACGUAAUUGAAGCUGAUAUUGCUGCUGCAAAUGGUGUAAUUCAUGUCAUCAAUAAUUUGUUUUGAACGCCUAAUUUCCUGCAUAAUUUUCAAUUUGAAGAAAUUACUUCCAACUUCACUCAUACAUAGAGAUAAAUUUUAUGUCAAAGUUUCCUUUUUUAAAAUAGCUUUAUAUGAGUUUCAUAUCUCGAUCGCCUAUGUACUGUACAAAUUAUCUUAGGUAAAUACACGAAAUACCGAUUUAAAA
Daphnia pulicaria is the source of this 2154-nucleotide messenger RNA. RefSeq names its product transforming growth factor-beta-induced protein ig-h3-like. Gene Ontology annotation, cellular component: extracellular matrix. The transcript is spliced from 11 exons. Gene Ontology annotation, biological process: cell adhesion; extracellular matrix organization. The coding region runs from base 51 to 1973 and encodes 640 amino acids. The record is from RefSeq and is a predicted model, not a curated record. Gene Ontology annotation, molecular function: cell adhesion molecule binding. Lineage: Eukaryota; Metazoa; Arthropoda; Branchiopoda; Diplostraca; Daphniidae.